Messenger RNA from Phytophthora sojae, 4983 nucleotides. RefSeq lists its product as hypothetical. Lineage: Eukaryota; Oomycota; Peronosporomycetes; Peronosporales; Peronosporaceae. The transcript has 6 exons. The record is from RefSeq and is a predicted model, not a curated record. Bases 1 to 4983 code for a protein of 1660 amino acids.
AUGGUGAAGCUCUUCUGUGCGAUCGUUGGUGCGGCGGGCAGCGCGUUUUCGGUGCGAGUGGACGAGAGCGACUCGGUGGAUGACUUGAAGGACGCGAUCAAGGAGAAGAAGAUGUACCAGUUCCCUGCUGACGAGCUGCAGCUCUUCCUGGCGAAGACGGAGGGCGGCGUGUGGCUGGAUAGAGCUGGCGCGGCAUCUGUGGCGCUCGAUGAACGUGGAUACCCGCAAGGCUUCGGGCAGAUGGAUCCCACCCUGUGGAUCAAGAACCCCAAGCACUUUGGCGAUAAUUUUCAACCGGGUGAAGGACAAGUUCACGUGCUGGUGGUGGUUCCGGAGCAAGAACACGCACAAACUGGAUUGUGGCUUGUCACUGGAUCCGUUGACAACGCGCUGAACACGAAAGGGAUUCGCUGCAAACUGUACUGGAUGGCGACGUUACGCAUUGGAUACUACGAUCCUACGCGCUGCAUCGGCAACAAGAAUGUCGCGUUUUGGUAUGAAGACAAGAAAUUGUGUUUUCAUGUUUUAUUCGAGACAAAAGAUGCUGCUUUGCUGUUCGAAACUGACUUAAGGACUGGGCCACAAACGCUGGGCUCUCCGUUAACUGACCAGGUUGUUGAGACGCGUGUUGCACCAGCUAACGCUGUGUCUACUGAUCUCCAGCGCGUCUUCUACUGCGACUACGUUCCAGACGAUUCGGAAUCUCCUCAAAACACAGUUUCAUCGAUAUCGUUGACUACAAGCGUUUCGAAUCUGGACUCAUCGACUGACGAGUUUCGUUUUCAGCGGAUUGAGCACGAGAAGUUCUUCCUACCGUACGGCAAGGCAGAAAGCUGCCAUUUGGUGUCGAAAAAGCAAAGCAGAGACCACAAACGGGAAUUCGCCAAGUACGAUCGCGACUCAAACAACAGGCUUGCGCUUUCUCGCGAUAUGCAUGGUUGGUUCGACGGUAUGGGCAUUGAGGUUCCCAUCGUCAACAUGCUACCCGGAUCUGUUGAAGAGAAUCAAUCCAUUGGCAACAGACGCAAGGUCGAGGUCUUCGUGAAGGUUCUGGAUGCUCAGUGCACAGAUGGCGUUUUCAGUCGUUUGAAAGAAGGAUCAACCACGACGAACGAUCCGCUCAUGAUGAAGACGUUUGUUCACGAAGACAGUAAGUACCGCAUCUACCAAGGCAAUUACAUGGAGUCGCACCUAUAUGAGGGAAUCCAGCCUGCUGACUUCUACGACAAGCUUGAGAACGUGCUUGCAACCCAGAAGUCUGCCUUCAAGGUCAACAUCGCUCUUGGAUACAAGCUUGUCAGCAGAACCGAUGACAGCGAGACUCGCUACUUCCACCCGAAUAUUAGCAACACAUCUGUAUUUAGCACUCCUGUGGCUAUCAACAGCAAGGCUGAUAUUCGUAAGAAGGUGAUCUCGGAGAUUCGCUCCAUGGAGUUGGCUGACAAGCUCAACUACCCCAGAUCCGGGUACAUGGUGAAGGGUAUUACUGGCUUCAAAAUCUAUAUCUACCAGCGCGACCAUGCGCUGGGCGAUAGUGAGGCUGUCAUUCCUAAGGUGAUCCGCGAUAACAAGCACGUCAUCAACUUCCCCAAGACGAAUAACAAGUGUGUCUUCCACUGCAUUGCUUAUCACAAGCAGGAGGGGGCGAAGAAGGAUCCACGCAGAAUCCAGGCUCUGGUGAAACAAGCCUUCAAGCAGUACUGUUCGUACAAGGAGAUCACCUACACUCUGGGCCUGUUCCGCAAUUUCAAGCCUAUCGAUAUUCUCCAAUUCGAUGAGCUUGAGGAGUGCUUCAAGCUGAACAUCAACGUCUUCACCAUGGAUGUUGAGACGGGCAAGGUUGAAUGCAUUCGCCGCUCGGACAAGGACUAUGAUUCGAUCAACAUCCUGUCGCACGAGAAUCACGCUCUCUACAUCACGAACAUUGAUAUGCUCCAGCAGAAGUACCAAUGCUCUAAGUGUGAGAUGGUGUUUGUCAGCUCUGAUAAGCUACGCAACCACACCAAGAACCAGUGUGAACUCGUGAACAUCGAAUCGUUCCCAGCUCAGCCAACCAUCUACCAACCCGCUCCGAAUAGCAUUCGUUCCAUACUGACUAAGUACUCCAUCGAGGAUGCUGACCAUUACAUUGAUCACUUCAUUGUAUAUGAUUUUGAGGCUAUCCUCAAGCCUACGGGUGUCAAACACGGAGAGAAUACUAUCUUCACAAACGAACACAUCCCUGUGUCUGUUUCCGUAGCCAACAGCUUGACUGAGGAGGUGCGAUGCUUUGUCAGCGAUGAUCCAAAGGAGUUGCUCAAGGAUAUGUUCCAGUACAUCGAGGAAGUUGCGGCUAAGAUUCAGCGGUACAACGUCUCGAAGUAUGAGACUUUGCUACACAAGAUCAUCAACGUCCAUGGUUUGACUGACGCUGAGGUUCCUGGCCUAGACUUGGGUAAGACGUACAAGAUGGAAGAUGUCAAUGCUUGGAUUCAGAACGGAGAUUUUGCUAGUUUCUUCGAUCUCCACAGCAAGCUCACAUUCGGUAAGAAGCGCUCUGACUAUGGAAACCUGAAGCAGUGCAUUGAUCAGGUACCAGUACUCGGAUUCAACUCUGGACGAUACGACAUCAAUCUUAUCAAGGCGGACCUGUUUGCAGUCAUCGGUACUGACAACAUCACAUCAGUCAUCAAGAACCCUAGCUACAUGUGCAUCGCCACGUCAGACAUGAAGAUGCUUGACAUUAGCAACUAUGUUCCGGCAGGCACCAGCUAUGCGAAGUACUUGUCGACAUAUCUCGGUGAGUGCAAGUGUGAUGACAAGAUUCGAUACGUCUGUGGCCUAGGAAAAGGUAUCUUCCCGUACGAGUACAUUACGUCAUUUGACGUACUCAGUCAGUCGGAAGUCCCUCCUAAGUCAGCAUUCGACAGCACUCUCCGUAGCACUAGCAUCAGUGAUGAGGACUUUGCGCGGGUACAGUUCGUAUGGGGGCACUAUGGCAUGAAGUCAAUCAAGGAUCUACUAAUUUGGUACAACAACCUCGAUGUAGUCCCCUUCAUCAAGGCCAUCAAAGCCCAGCGAGAACUAUUCAAACGUUUCGAACUUGAUAUGUUCGCUGAUGGUGUGUCGCUACCUGGUCUCUCUGAGAAAGUCAUGUAUCAGACGUGCUUCUCCAAACUUGUUAAGCAACCUAGAGUCCCAGCUAAGGCAUUCGACUUCCCUGAGCAGCGCUACCUAGGCUACAUCGAGCAAGAUGAGAAGGCUGACCGCGAGUUCGGUAUGACCAUACAACACCUGGAUGAGCUGCUAGAGCGUCAAAAGUACCUGUGUGGUCUAUGCUAUAAGCAACUCACAGCUGAUACUGCCUCGGCUGACCGAAUCAACAACAAGCUCGGACACAUUGAUGGCAAUAUCUUGAUCAGCUGUGUUGGAUGCAACGUUGCUCGCAAGAACAUGUCGCUCAAGGGCUUCCGCCACAAGAAGCUACUUGAAUUCAACUCAGACAGGUUGGUGUACAGUAUCGAUAGAGAGGAGAAGGACAUCUACACCAAGAUGAAGGCGAACAUUGCUGGUGGCCCUUCUAUCAUUUUCAACAGAUACGCGAAACGCAACGAGACCAAGAUUCGAGGGGGUAAGAUCUGCAAAAAAAUCAUCGGCUACGAUGCUAAUGCUCUGUAUUUGUGGGCUCUUGGUAACGAGAUGCCAUGUGGACGGUUGACCACCAUCGAGGCAUACACAGGGAUCGUCGAUGAUAUUGUAAAUGGCAAGAUCUUUGGCUUCCUAGAGUGUGAUAUCCGUACACCAGAGCAUCUCAAACCCUAUUUCAGUGAAAUGACCCCAAUUUUCAAGAACACCCUUAUCGACUGCAGCGAUCGGAGUGUCAUCGGUCAGCAUAUGUUCGAGUACAACGAGGGCUACUUUGGUGAGAAGAUCCUCAUUUAUGCACCGCUACUCAAAUGGUACAUUUCUCAUGGCAUGGAGAUCACCAAGACUUACAGCUUCAUCAGGGCUAGCUCUCACAAGGCGUUUGCUCCAUUCAUGGAAGCCGUAUCGAACGCGCGACGGGAAGGUGAUGCCGAUAAGUCUAAGGCCAUGAUUGCUGAGAUGAUGAAACUAGUAGGUAAUUCAGCGUUCGGUCGCAGUGGCAUGGACAUGAGCAAGCAUAAGGAGGUCAAGUAUGAGUCGGAUGAGAAGGCAAUUAAAUCAAAGAUUGAGCACUUCACCUUCCAUGGAAUGGAAGAGUUGAAUGAUUCAUGUGAAUUCACAGUGAAGAAGAGAAAGCUCAACAACAAGAACCCAAUUCAUCUCUCAAUUGCAAUCUAUCAGCUCGCUAAGCUCCGCAUGCUUGAGUUCUACUACGAUUGUAUUGACUUCUACUUCGACCGCUCAAAUUUUCAGUAUCAGGAGAUGGACACCGACUCUGGCUACAUCGCUUUCAGCUGUGAAAAGCCAUUUGAGGAGUGCAUCAAGCCUGAGCUUCGUGAGCAUUUUCAGCAGCACAAGUAUGAGUGGUUCCCGCGCGACUAUAAUGAGACUGUAGCCAAGUUUGACCGUCGAACCCCUGGUUUAUUUAAGGAAGAGUGGUCUGGUGAUGCUAUGGUAUCAUUGUCCUCUAAGAACUACAUUUGCUACCUACCAGAUGAAUCUUACAAGGUCAAGGUUUCAGCGAAGGGAGUCCAGCAGAGUGCUGGACGCAAUGGCGACGUCCUCAACCCAGAUGGCUUUGAAUCAGUUGUUCGCGAUCGCAUCACGCUACAGGGUACCAACAAGGGGUUUAGACUCAGUAAGGAGACAAUCACUCACCUCCAGUACAACUUCCACGACAAGCUCGAGGAUCCACUUUCGACGCUCCGCGCCGAGUAUGACAAGCUGAAAGGUGAAUUAGAGCUAGAAAACGAUAAUCCUAGCAUCAUCAAACAGCUGAAGUCUCUCACGGUGGAUAUGUACAGCAAUCGUCUGAUUGAUGAUAAGGAGUUCAAGGAAAUUAUCACUCGAUUACUAUAA